AUGGAUCAACGUUUGGUAUGGAAUGCCUCGGAUUUUAAUGGUUUAACAACGCUUCGCUUACCAUGCUCAAAGAUCUGGUUGCCAGAUAUUGUUUUAUACAAUUCAGCAGACGAUUAUACCCAAGGUUAUUAUCAAAGUAAAGCCAUGGUUGACAAUACUGGACAUGUAUUUUGGCCACCGCCUGCAAAGUUUCGUUCCUCGUGCAAAAUUGAUGUGACUUUCUUCCCAUUUGAUGAUCAAUUAUGUAAAUUAAAAUUUGGUUCAUGGACAUACGAUGCAGCUCAAGUCAAUCUGACCAAACGACGUGAUAAUGUUGACAUGACAAAUUACAUCCGUUCAGGUGAAUGGGAUAUCAUACGAAUUCUUGUACAACGAAAUGAUGUUACUUAUGCAUGCUGUCCGGGAAUAUUCUAUCCUGAUGUGACUAUUUAUGUGCAUAUACGUCGUCGAGUUUUGUACUAUCUCUUCAAUAUCAUCUUUCCUUGUAUAUGGCUUUCAAUUCUUUCAGUUCUCGGAUUUUGGCUGCCACCUGAUUCAGGAGAAAAGAUCACACUUGGUAUAACUGUUCUUCUCGCUUUCUCCGUUUUCAUGUUACUAAUCGCCGAAUCGAUGCCUGCCACAAGCGAAAUGGUUCCACUCAUUGAAAUCUAUUUGACUGCGGUUAUGGCAUUUACAUCGUUAUCGAUCGUAUUAACAGUUUAUGUCUUGCAAUUACAUCAUUCUGGUCCUGUUGUUAUACCAAUUCCACAUACGUUCAAAAACACUUUAGUACGAUAUGUAGCACCAGUUAUCGGCAUGCGCAAGACCAUUGAAAUUUAUGCACGUGAACAUAAUUUAUUGGAAACCGAUGAUGUUUAUCGGUGUUUUUCUCAGCGACCAUCGUUAACAUCUGACAUGUCAACACGAAUUUCAGUAAAUAAAGGAAGAAGUGAGAAACAGAAGGUCAAAUAUCGACAAAACGCAAAGCAAACAAAAGAUUUGGAAUACGAUGAUGAAAACUACAACGAUGAAGAAGAGAUGAAGAAAGAAUUUCUACCGAAUAUUCCAACGACAAAUGGGGAUCUUCUUUCGAUUUCCUCAUUGAACAAACGUCAUCGACACCCUCAUAAUCAUCAACAGCAUCGUUCUCGACGUGCUGCUCCUCCAAUUGUACUUAUUCCCCAACAAUCCUCGUCGUCACCCAUCCCUUCCAGCUCUCGUUCACAAUAUAAUUUAUUCAAUUCAAAUAUGCAUCUCUUGGAAAAACAUCUCAAGUACUUACUUAAUAAACAAAAACUCGACGAAGAACGAAGUGAAAUCGUUAAUGAAUGGAAGUUAAUGGCAUUGAUUAUGGAUCGAUUAUUGUUUUGGUUAUUCACAAUUUUUACAAUCCUAAGUACAGCUUUAUGUUUAACCAUUAUCCCAAUACUGAAAAAUGCCGGAUAUAUAUCAGCUUUGUCAAGAGAAUUACUUGCAGAUUUAAAAUCGGUGGAAACGACAAUGGGACGUGAUAUUGCAGAACAAAUGAAGGUUAAUUUGACAGGAGGUGUGUAA
Adineta ricciae is the source of this 1533-nucleotide messenger RNA. The record is from the annotation of a GenBank genome assembly. Lineage: Eukaryota; Metazoa; Rotifera; Eurotatoria; Adinetida; Adinetidae.